Messenger RNA from Prinia subflava (tawny-flanked prinia), 1294 nucleotides. Its product is annotated as zinc finger and SCAN domain-containing protein 22-like. Gene Ontology annotation, biological process: regulation of gene expression. Lineage: Eukaryota; Metazoa; Chordata; Aves; Passeriformes; Cisticolidae. The record is from RefSeq and is a predicted model, not a curated record. Gene Ontology annotation, cellular component: nucleus.
GGUGUGGGCGUGGCCUGUCCGUAAUUGACAGCGCGCUCGCCCAAUGAGGGGCGGAGCUUCGCCGCCUCCCCGAAACCCGCACACCCGAGGGGGGGUCACGACGGAGCCCCGCAGGAUGGAGACCCUGGAGACCCCCGCGCCCCGCGGGGAGCGGGCGCGGCGCCGGGGGCCGCCCCUGCCCGGGGCUCCCGGGGCUCCCGGCGGCUCCGGCGGUGCCGGUACCGAGCUGCGGCGGCUGCGGUUCCGCCAGUUCCGCUACCAGGAGGCGGCGGGGCCGCGGGACGUGUGGCGGCGGCUGCGGGAGCUGUCGCGGCGCUGGCUGCGGCCCGAGGAGCGCAGCAAGGAGCAGAUCAUGGAGCUGCUGGUGCUGGAGCAGUUCCUGAGCAUCCUGCCCGAGGACAUCCAGAGCUGGGUGUGGGUGCGGCACCCCGAGUCCUGCGCCCAGGCCGUGGCGCUGGCAGAGAGCUUCCAGCCCGGCCGGGCCCAGCCCAGCGGGCUCUGGGAGCAGCAGGUGACCGUGAGGGUGAAGGUGGAGGACGUGGCCCCCGGGGACGUGGAGGACCCCGGAGCUCUGGGGGUCCCCCCGAGCCCCCCGUCGGAGCCCCCCCGGGAGGAGGCGGCGGCCGAGGAAGAGGAGCCGCGGGAAGGAGGUCCCACCACGGCCCCGGAGCCGCCCCGACCCCGGAGCGGAGCCCCCCGGCACCAGCCCCGGCGGGACCCCCCCGCCGGUGCCACCGCGGAGCCGCCGGCGCGGGCCGCACGCCUGCGGUCAGUGCGGCAAAGCCUUCGGCCGCCUGACCCACCUGCGCACCCACGAGCGGACGCACACGGGCGCCAACCCUACGGCUGCGGCCAGUGCGGCAAAGCCUUCGGCCACCUGUCCACGCUGACCACGCACCGGCGGCUGCACACCGGCGAGCGGCCCUACGGCUGCGGCGCCUGCGGCAAGAGCUUCACCAACCCCUCGGACCUCAACAAGCACCGGCGCUCGCACACGGGCGAGCGGCCGUACCCGUGCCCGGCCUGCGGCAAGCGCUUCAGCCAGCAGUCCAACCUGGCCAUGCACCGCCGCAGCCACACGCAGGAGCGGCCCUACCCCUGCCGCGCCUGCCCCAAGAGCUUCAAGUACCUGGCGGACCUGACGGUGCACCAGCGCUCGCACACGGGCGAGCGGCCCUUCCCCUGCGGCCUCUGCGGGAAGGGCUUCAGCAACAAAUCCUCGCUGGCCCGGCACGCGCGGAUCCACGCCCGGGACAAGUGACGGCGGGACGGGGGGGCCUGGGGGGCGGGCGGA